UUUCAUGAGUAUAAAAACCGUGAAAUCGAUGACACCGAGCACACUCAGGCUUACAUCUUCUCAUACUACGUUCGCUAUGAAGACGUUUCUAGUUUUGCUGCUGGCCGUCUCCGUGCUCGCCGGAGAUGCACCAGCAACGGAGAAGAAACACGCUAAACGCGGCCUCCUGCACGGCGCGGGAUCGAUAUACGCGGGUGGAUACGCGUCGGGCAUCAUCGGCCAUGGAUACGGAUACGGUCACGGGAUCGGCCACGGGAUCGGAGGCGGCGGACUCUUACACCAUGGUGGUAUCGGCGACAUCCAUCUGGGCUACGGACACGGUUACGGCCACGGGUACGGCCACGGGUACGGCCACGGGUACGGCCACGGGUACGGCCAUAACUACGGCCACGGCUACGGCCACGGCUACGGCCACGGCUACGGCCACGGCUACGGCCACGGCUACGGCCACGACUACGGCCAUGGCUAUUACCACCACCCGCAUACGCACGUGGUGAAUCGCGUGGUGCCGGUGCCGGUGCCGGUGCCCCAUCCCGUCCCGGUAACGCGCAAGGUGCCCGUGCCAGUGCCGCAUCCAGUGCCCGUGGAGGUAAAACGCCCCGUGCCCGUUCCGGUGCCUCAUCCGGUGCCGGUGAUCGUCACCAAGGCUAUACCCGUGAGUGUGCCGCGUCCGGUCCCGGUGCCGGUACCCCACCCUGUCCACGUGCCCCAUCCAGUCCCGCAACCGAUUCCGGUCCCGCAACCAAUUCCGGUGCCAAUCCACGCGCACGCGCCCAUCCACGUGCCGGCCCCCUUGCCUCUGCAUCUGCCGCCGGUAGCUGGUCACGGACUAUCGAUCCACGACUCGUACCCCGGUCCGUUGGGUCAUGAAGCCAUCGCACCGAUCGAUGCCGGCAUCCACGGCGGCCACGAGAUCGGCGCUAUCGCGCACGGCGAGCAUGCCCACGCUUUCGCCGGUUCAGACAUCCACCUGAACGCUCACGCCGAGUCUGAGGGAUACUCGUAUCCAGUACCAGCGAAGAAAUUCCUUUAAGUCGCGUCGAGAGAUUUGCCGUUUUGCGAGCGACGUCUUGAUUCGCACGCCGACGCGAUACAUCUGCCGUUUUCGAAUUUUCCCGGAUAUAACGCGGCUGGCUCAUAGCCGCUCAUGCCGCAUAUAUUUGUCCCGCGUUUCACUUGAUAUUUAUAUGGAUUCUCGCACGCAGCGGCGCGGGCGACGGCGACGACUGCUGCUGCUGUUGCAACGGCAGCGGAAUGUCCGCGAGGUCUCGAGGCCUCGAUUAAAAUUCCACCUAAAACCGCAACGAAACGAAAGGGAUAAUGCGCGCGCGCGCGCGCAUACACACAUCUACACGCAUACACACGAACACACGAACACACACACACACACACACACACACAUGCGCGCGCGCAUAUAUAUAUGUAUAUGUUUACUUUCGCGCGCUCAACGGUGACGAAGGAAAGAAAGAGUGAUGCGUUUCGAGGGCGUGAAAGUAACGCGAUACGAAGUCCAGGGAGAUGAAUAAUCUCUUGCGGGACGUGUGAUGCGGGGGGGAGAUGCGAAAUACGAGAAUCUAUUGAAUACUUCCUGUUAUGGUAAUACAGCGUAUAAGCGGGAGAGAACCGCUAACAAUUUUCUCAAGAUGUAUCGCUUGCACGUUUACAGCUGAAUUGCGUUCCCGGCGCGGCGGAAUGAUACGAUCAUACGCGCGAAAUUGUUUGUAACUGUAUUUAUUCGUCUAUUGAGGCGCGUAAAGAUGUACAAAAGAGAGAGCCUAUUCGCACCGCUCAUUAGAGAAAUUCUACAAUUCGUGAAAGUGAAAAUAAAGCCCGGAUUUUGUCCGAUUUUGUUAAUUUAAGAUUGCCCAUUGAUUUAAUCGACCCACACUCGUGCCUCCGACACAAUAUAUCCCUUUCGAGUCGAAUCUUCUCAUAAAGAGGUAAUAAAGAGGUUCACGCGAUGCGAACCUGCGAGUUCGAGAUACGCGAGUAGAUUUACCCCGAUUCGAAAGUGAUUAAAGUUGCUGCCUCCUUACCCGCAUCGCAUCCCAAAUUGCCGAAACUUUGACCUUGUGCUUUAGCACACAACCACAUAACCGUUUCGCACCGCCCUCGGCUGUGAUCUCGGCUCUACGCUGGGCUGGGAUGCCCGAUUCUGCCCGAUGCCGUCCCUAACUCGCAUUACGCACUCAGACGAGUCGUACGGAAAAAAGGGGGAUGAAAAAAUCGCGAAGCAAUUGAAUAACCGAGGAACGAAGAAGUAAGCGCGAAAUGCAAUACAGCAUGGGAAAGAAAUUA
Messenger RNA from Harpegnathos saltator (Jerdon's jumping ant), 2298 nucleotides. RefSeq lists its product as uncharacterized. The record is from RefSeq and is a predicted model, not a curated record. The transcript has 2 exons. The coding region runs from base 5 to 1033 and encodes 342 amino acids. Lineage: Eukaryota; Metazoa; Arthropoda; Insecta; Hymenoptera; Formicidae.